GCUUAUGCCAGGAACACAACACAAGCACAGUGCAGGUUUUUAGUAAAAAAAAAAAAACCGGAAACACUAGAUUAGAGUAGAAAUCUUCCCCAAGCCGCCAUGUUUCCCAACAAUUUUUACAAGAUGAAGAACUUUGCCAAUCCGAAAUCGAUGUUCAAGAGCAGCAGCGGCAGCACCAACGAUGAUUCCUCGUCGUCCCUCCAGAAGGUGGCAGCUUCAUCUUCUCAACAAACCACCACCGCUGCAGUGGUGGCCCAAACUCAACCGGCGAAGAACCAGGAACCGGGGAAGAAUGCCCCCAAGAAGGCAGUGACUCCAGCGACUCAAGAUACCCCAAAGCAGGGGAAGAACAAGAACAAGAAGGGCAAGAAGAAUCAGAAGACUGUGCCGCCUCCUCGUAAUCCUAGCCAGGUGAGCAAGGAUUCCUCUUCAUUGAAUCUAAAAAAGAAUCAGACAAAGGAGGUGGCGACAAAGAAGGUGCAGGAGAAACCCAAAGAGAAGGUCCUUCCCGAGCAAAAGAAAGUGCAGGAGAAACCCAAAGAGAAGGUCCUUCCCGAGCAAAAGAAAGUGCAGGAUAAGCAGAAAAGUCUACCGGAAAAGAAGAAUGUUCAAGACAAGAAGAAUGUUCAAGACAAGAAGAAUGUGCCGGAGAAGAAGAACAAUGGGCAGGAUAAGUUGACGCCAGAGCAAAAGCUCUUGGAGCUAAAAAUCCAGAAGAAGCUAUCGGAGCAAAAGCUGCUUGACAGGAUGCUAGAGCCCAAGAUCUAUCAGAACACUUAUCCAGACCAAAAGCAGAUUGAGAAGAAGAUCCAGAAGAAGCUAUCGGAGCAGAAAAUUCUCGAUAAGAUGCUGGAGCCCGAGAUUUAUGCAAAGGCCGUUUCUCAACCUCUGGAACCUCAGGCACCUCAGGAUGUCCAGAAGGAUGCAGUUGAAGUGCCACAGGAGGAGCACAAUGAGCCACCAGCCAGCGAUCUCAGCGAGGGGAAUGACAAUCUUGUGACCAUCGAGGCGGAGGAGGAUACCAUCGAUAGUCAGGAGACCGAAGAGCCCGAUGAGGGACCGCAACAUCCUUUGAACAACCGCUGGACGCUGUGGUAUCUGGAGAACGAUCGCACCAAGACCUGGGAGGAAAUGCUGCACGAGGUGACGAGCUUCGAAACCGUGGAGAACUUUUGGUCUCUCGUGACCCACAUAAAGCCGCCAUCGGAUCUGAAAAUUGGCAGUGACUAUUGCCUGUUUAAGAAGGGAAUUCGACCGAUGUGGGAGGACGAGGCCAAUUGCCGUGGCGGCCGUUGGGUCAUCAGUUUGAGCAAGACCGCCAAGACGGAUCUCGAUAACUUUUGGAUGGACUCGAUGCUCUGCCUGAUCGGCGAGGCCUGUGAGAAUUCGGUCGAACUGUGCGGCGUCGUGGUGAAUAUUCGCGGCAAGAAUAACAAGAUCUCUGUGUGGACCGCCGACGGCGGGAAGGAGGAGGCUGUCCUCGAGAUUGGACGCAAGUUGCGCGAGGGCCUGCACAUGGAUAGCGCCUAUUCGCUGCAGUAUCAGCUGCACAAGGACACCAUGGUCAAGCAGGGAUCCACUGUCAAAUCGAUAUAUACCCUGUAAUUAGAAGAAGACGUAACCUGUAACCCAUAUCAAAAAUCAAAUAGGGCAUCAUCACACAGCCCCUUUUAGUUAUUUUCGGUAUUUUUUCACCUAGCAGAUAACCACAACCCAGCCCAACCCAACCAUUCGUUCGAGCAUCACCCAAAUCAUCCAUUGUCCAUCGUUCAGAUGUCAAUCGGAUGCCAAAAUCUGCAGUCAAGUCUUCUCCUCUUGUACAUGUUGUACAUGUAAAUUUUAACGUUGCUCUUGCGGAGCCAAGAAAUAAAUAUAUAACCUUAUGAGUGUUUAGCCCUAACAA
Molecule: messenger RNA, 1903 nt
Organism: Drosophila takahashii
Lineage: Eukaryota; Metazoa; Arthropoda; Insecta; Diptera; Drosophilidae
Gene: eIF4E7
Product: eukaryotic translation initiation factor 4E7
Biological process (GO): translational initiation
Cellular component (GO): eukaryotic translation initiation factor 4F complex; cytoplasm
Molecular function (GO): RNA 7-methylguanosine cap binding; translation initiation factor activity
Source: RefSeq, a predicted model, not a curated record